GACCCGGCAAGCAAUUUCGUAAACAGUCGGCCUCCGCUGCGUAUGCCGGUGCCUAUCGUCUCCGAGUCUUUGACAAUUGGCGUCCUCACUCUUCCUCGUAUUUCUCUCAUGCCUGACCCAGUGACGCAGAAAGCCACCAAAGAGCUCAACACUUUGGCUGACAAGAAUGCCGACUCAACAGAAUCUGAGGUCCGUUAUAUGGCCUAUGGUGCACGUCUAAGGACGGCCCUCCGUGCGGGACAGAGAUACAUUGCCUAUACCAGUGAUGUGGGAGAAGCCUUCCGUCCUGUCGUUCCCCCUGCAGUCGUUACAGCAGCUUAUGGGAUCUCGUGGUUGUAUUUGGCCGGUGAUGUGGGAUACGAAUCCUAUAAAGCUCACAGGAGAGGCCCUUCACCGCUGGAAGCCGCUCAUUUCGCCGAGCCAACCCGUAUUUCCAUGAUCGCUGUAAAGCGUGCUGUGUUCCAGUCAAUAGCAUCUAUGGCCCUCCCUGCUCUCACUAUUCAUACGGCAGUAAAGCAAGCCAAGAAGGCCUUCGUGAAUGUCAAGAAUACUCGUGUCAGGAUAUGGGGCCCGACGAUAACUGGUCUAUCCAUUGUUCCAGUUCUGCCAUACCUAUACGACAAGCCAGUCGAACAUGCUACGGAUUUCGCUUUCGAGUGGAUAGAGAAGAAACUCAUAGAGCAACAGUCGGAGAAGAAGACUGAGCCAUGACGUAGUAAUCUCUACGCUCGUGCUUCUCGAUUUAUCUUACACUACUCACUAGUACCAAUGUUACCAAAUAGAAAUUAGAACGAUACCUCGUUGAAUAGCAUCACAACGUCCUUCUGCGACCCCCACAAUAUUAAUGCAUGUUAAGCAAGGCUGGU
Somion occarium is the source of this 866-nucleotide messenger RNA. The record is from the annotation of a GenBank genome assembly. Lineage: Eukaryota; Fungi; Basidiomycota; Agaricomycetes; Polyporales; Cerrenaceae.